CCAGCCUAUUGGUUUUCUAUACAACCCAGAGUUGUCUUCUAAAACGGCCUGCUUUUUCACUCCGGGAAUUGUUGACUUGGAGAGGUCGACAACAUGAAACUGCUUAUCGUCUCAGCGCUGCUGGGGUGCCUCGCUACGGCGUAUGCUGCCCCAGCUGAUAUAAAUGUGAAAUGGUGCGUAACGUCGAAACAAGAGAUGGAUAAAUGCAACGACCUCGCAGCCAAGGCGGCGCAGUUUUCAUGCGUAAAGAGGGACGAUUCUUUUGAAUGCAUCAAAGCCAUCAAGGGGGGUGAGGCUGAUGCCAUCACUCUGGAUGCAGAAGAUAUUUACAUAGCUGGCCUCCACCCCCACAACCUGCAGCCCAUCAUUGCAGAGGACUAUGGUGAGGACUCUGAUACCUGCUAUAAUGCCGUGGCCGUGGCCAAGAAGGGCACUGACUUUGGGUUCAACGACCUCCGUGGCAAGAAAUCCUGCCACACCGGCUUUGGCAUGUCAGCAGGCUGGAACAUUCCCAUCGGUACCCUGGUGACUGAGGGCCAGAUCAAAUGGGACGGCAUCGAUGACAAACCUGUGGAGUCGGCGGUGAGCGACUUCUUCAAUGCCAGCUGUGCUCCAGGAGCCCCUAAGGGUUCUAAACUGUGCAAGCUGUGUAAGGGAGACUGCUCCAAGUCUCACAGUGAGCCCUACUAUGACUACGCCGGGGCCUUCCAGUGCCUGAAGGAUGGAGCUGGAGACGUGGCCUUCAUCAAGCACCUGGCUGUACCUGCCGCAGAGAAGGCCAACUACGAGCUACUAUGCAAGGAUGGCACCAGAGCUCCCAUCGACAGCUACAAGACCUGCCACCUUGCCAGAGUACCCGCCCACGCUGUGGUCAGCCGCAAGGACCCUGACCUGGCCAAUCGCAUCUACAACACCCUGGUGGCCGUCAAGGGAUUCAACCUGUUCUCUUCCGAUGGUUAUGCAGCGAAGAACCUGAUGUUCAAGGACUCCACCAAGAAACUAGUGCAGCUUCCCAUGACCACUGACUCCUUCCUCUACCUGGGAGCUGAGUACAUGAGCACCAUCCGCUCCCUGACGAGAGCGCAGGCCACAGGUUCCAUCUCCAGGGCCAUGAAAUGGUGUGCCUUGGGCCAUACCGAGAAGACCAAGUGUGAUGCCUGGACAAUCAACAGCGAAGGAAACGGUGGAUCCAUGAUUGAAUUCCAGGACGCACCCACAGUGGAGGAAUGCAUCAAGAAGAUCAUGCGUAAAGAGGCAGAUGCCAUAAUGGUGGAUAGUGGGCAGGUGUACACUGCUGGAAAAUGUGGUCUGGUCCCUGUCAUGGUGGAGCAGUAUGAUGCAGCUCUGUGCAGCACCCCUGGUGAGGAUUCAUCCUACUAUGCGGUGGCGGUGGCAAAGAAGGGCUCUGGGGUGAACUGGAACAACCUGAAGGGCAAGAGGUCAUGCCACACCGGCUUGGGCAGAACCGCAGGCUGGAACAUACCCAUGGGUCUCAUCUACAACAAGACUAACAACUGCGACUUCACUAAGUACUUCAGUAAGGGCUGUGCUCCUGGAUCUGAGAAGAGCUCUCCCUUCUGUGACCAGUGUAAGGGCAGUGGGAAGGCCGUGGGAGAUGAGGACAAGUGCAAAGCUAAUGCUGACGAGCAGUACUACGGCUACGCUGGAGCCUUCAGAUGUCUGGUUGAAAAUGCUGGAGAUGUUGCCUUCAUAAAACACACUAUUGUACCAGAGAACAGCGAUGGUGAAGGUCCAACUUGGGCAAACGGCCUUAGGUCCACUGACUUUGAACUACUCUGCCUGGACGGUACUACCCAGCCAAUCACUAAUUUCCGUGAUUGCCACCUGGCCAAGGUGCCCGCCCAAGCCGUGAUAACACGCCCAGAGAAGCGCAACGAGGUGUUGUCCUUUCUUCUGGAGCAGCAGGCCAUGUUCGGCUCUAGUGGCAGCGAUCCCUCAUUUAAAAUGUUCCAGUCGGAAAAUGGAAAGAACCUGCUCUUCAAGGAUAAUACAAAGUGUCUCCAGGAGAUCCCAAAAGCACGCAACUACCAGGAUUUCCUUGGGGAAGAGUACAUGAUCGUCAUGCAAUCACUCAGGAAGUGCUCUGACAGUACCUCAGAUCUGGAGAAGUCAUGCACUUUCCAUUCCUGCCAGCAGAAGCAGUAGUGGAGCUCACCUUUGUGGCAAACACACACUCGCUCUCCCAACCCCUCAACGCUCAAGAAACCUAAGCAGUAACUGUAGAUGAAACUGUGAAUUCAUUUGAGAAUGUGUUUCGUACAAAACAACAAGACAAUCUUGUAUGAAACUGUGCUUUACAUUACUUUGAUAAAACAAGUGUUAAAUGAAUUACGCUAAAUUACUAAUAAUGUUUUGCCUUGUAGUUGAACUCUUAACCACACAAGAACUGGUUAUGGUAGUAUUUCUAGGAGAUAACAGUUUUCUGAAAUAAGAAAAUCAGCUUUUUUAUUCUCCUUCCUGCUCAUAAGUUGCAGUCCCACCAAACCAAACACUGAGGUCCAAUUCACAUUUGUUUUGGCUGUUGUUCAAUGAAUUGGCAAACUGCUUUGUCUUACUUUCUUGAAAUAAAGUGUAUGCUUUUUCACAA
Messenger RNA from Coregonus clupeaformis (lake whitefish), 2608 nucleotides. RefSeq names its product serotransferrin-1-like. The coding region runs from base 94 to 2166 and encodes 690 amino acids. NCBI's taxonomy places the organism in Eukaryota, Metazoa, Chordata, Actinopteri, Salmoniformes, Salmonidae. Gene Ontology annotation, cellular component: plasma membrane; recycling endosome; extracellular region. The transcript is spliced from 17 exons. Gene Ontology annotation, biological process: iron ion transport; antibacterial humoral response. The record is from RefSeq and is a predicted model, not a curated record.